AUGAGAUUACCGUUGAUCAUGAUCAACUUCAACAAAAACCUAGUUGAUUGUACAAAAGAACCUCGUCGUCAUCCAAUAAUAAAACAGAUUUAUGAUUGGGAACGACAAUCAAUCAGCAUAAUUCGGCAAGUAGCGGAAGAUGCUCGAAAACUAGUGUUAAAUAAUCUAAAUAAACAUAAGAAUAAAAUAACAGAAAAUAUAGUUUCAAUUACACGACAAUUGAAUAAAGCUCGUCAGGACGAUAACUUUGAUGAAAUAGAUUUAAAGGAAUGGAUGCAAAAAUGUAACAAAUUAAAAAGUGAUUUAGCCCUAUCAGAUAUGAUUAAUAUUCGACAUGGCCAUGAUACAUUAAUUACUCGACUAAUAAUUAGCAUAAUUCCAGCAGAAGUAUUUGGGCAAGCUGCUGAUAAUAUUCAUAUGGAAGACAAUGGUCAAAUAAUUGUACAUGGUCAGCCUGAAGGCCACGGUACUGCACGUGGUAAAGGAGAGUAUUCAAUGGGAAAAAUUCGGUUUCGUUUUAAAAUUGAACACUUAUCAGAGAAAAAAUGGGUCUUUUUCGGAAUUGUAUCGAAAAACGCACCUGUGCAACGAAAUUCACGUAUGUGGUGGAGAAAAUGGUGUUUGUCUCAAUGCUACAAUAUAUAA
Rotaria sp. Silwood2 is the source of this 645-nucleotide messenger RNA. The record is from the annotation of a GenBank genome assembly. NCBI's taxonomy places the organism in Eukaryota, Metazoa, Rotifera, Eurotatoria, Philodinida, Philodinidae.